Messenger RNA from Saprolegnia parasitica CBS 223.65, 1989 nucleotides. RefSeq lists its product as hypothetical. Lineage: Eukaryota; Oomycota; Saprolegniomycetes; Saprolegniales; Saprolegniaceae. The transcript is spliced from 5 exons. The record is from RefSeq and is a predicted model, not a curated record. Bases 1 to 1989 code for a protein of 662 amino acids.
AUGAUCGUGGGCGGCUUGUGCAGGCGGCUCGCCCAGCAGCUCUGGCUCGCCCUCCUCACGCUCUGCGCGCUGCUAAGCCUGCCGUGCAGCAUGCUGCGCUGGCUGCGCCACGACCACUCGCACCGGCUGCGGCGCCAAGACUGGUACUUUAUCGCGUGGCGCUUUACGUUUCCCGUGCUAACGCUGCUGCUCGUGGUGACGCUGAGCUGCGUCGGGCACCUCGCGGGCGUGCUCGGGUACGCGGCCGCGGCCGGAUCUGUCUGGUACUACUGCAAUCUGCUCGUGAUCGCGAUGCCCUUUGCGCUCGUCUAUCGCUACCCGCUCUUCAGCGCGCGGCUCAAGGCACUCUUCUGGAAUGGCCUCGCUGUCUUUAGCGUCUUCAACAGCCUGAUCGAGUGCUUUGUCCUUACGGAGGGCAAGCGCCAUAGCGCAACCCAUAGCAUCUCGAUUGGCCAAAGCAAGCUGAGCUGGCUCAUGGGCAACACGAUGUUUGGCAUCGUCGGUCUUGUCGGCGUGCCCUUUUGCUUUGCGAUCCAGCCGCGCACGAUCCGCAUCGAGGUCGAGUCGGACGACGCACGCCCCGAGGCGCAGACGUCACUGCCGACAUCCUCCUCCUCCACCAGCGUCGUCUCGUCGACCUACUACCCGCACGAUUUGCUGUUGCCGCUGCACCUCGACAGUCAGGACGACGACGACGACGCGACAAUGGCACCAACGCCGACCACCGCCAUCUCCAACCGGCUCUUGUACGCAGCAGGCGCGAGUAUUUUAGUGUGCUUUUUUGCCAUGAUCUGCUCCAACUUUCCAAGCCAAGCACGGACGCCGGCGUCGUCGCUCGACAUGUACUGGUGGCCCCUCUACGCGCUCUCGCCGUGUCUCGUGGGCUAUUUCCUGUACCAUGUCUUCUUGAUGCCAGCGCCGUUGACGCGCGCCAGCGAAGCCAUCAAUGUCUCAGACACGCAGUACGACUUCAACUAUCUCGUUAUGUUUACGACCGUCCUCGUGCACGUGCCCGUGUUUGUGGGGCACCUGUGCUUGACGCUCUUUGCCGUCGUCGCAGCGACCCACAAGGACGACGGCGGCACGCUCAAGUUUCUCGUCUCGUGCCUCUUCUUGGUCGUCAUGCAAGGCUACCUCUUCAUGCUCACGCGCGUCGUCCAGACGCUCUCCGAGCCGUACGCCUACCCGUCGCUCUUGUACAGCGCGCAGCUGUACUAUUAUCUCUUUUGGUACCUCAUGGUCGGCUCGGACACGCCGAUCGACAUGCUCUACGUGGCCAUGCUUGUCAUCAACAACUUGCAUGUGGUUUUUGCCAAUACCGGCGUGUACACGGACGUGACGCAGCUCAGCGUCCACUGCCUCCACCCCAAGCUCCAAUGUCUCUCGAUGUGUCUGGGGUCGUCGGUCGCGAUCUGCUUUCGCGCGGCCAAGUCGAGCGUCAAGACCGACGACGAUGGGAUGACGGUGCCGCACCUGCCCCCGUCUCCUGCCGCGGCGCGGCAACGGCGGACGUGCUUUCCCGAGCCACCUAAAGCCAAGGACGACGACGACAAUACUACGACGGUCACGGGGCCGCAGCUGCACCAACUGUACUUUCUCAUGAAACUUGCCGAGCAAGACAUGAUGGCCGACACGAGUGCGCUUGUGCUCGUGCCCUCGAUCCUCUCGUGGCUCUCGAUGGUCGAGACACCCGAGGAGGCUGCGACGCACGGCCCACCGCCGCUCCUCAACAUGUGGCUGCGCUGCCUCAUAAUGUUUUUCGGGCGACUCGGCGGCUCGUUCUUGGCGCGCGAGAUCUUUGCCUACAAGAUGCAGAAAAUGCCGGCGUCGCAGCAAACGGGACGCGACCGCAUCCGCAUCCAGCGCAUCAUGCUCGCCGACUUUUACCGGCAGUUUUGGUACCUCGCGGCCGUCACGACGGUCUGUGCCUUUGCCUGCUUUGAUAAGGCCGGGUGGCCCGCGCGGUACACCUUUUAUACGACCACGUAA